This is a messenger RNA of Triticum dicoccoides, 2190 nucleotides long. Its product is annotated as protein NRT1/ PTR FAMILY 6.3-like. The transcript has 4 exons. The record is from RefSeq and is a predicted model, not a curated record. NCBI's taxonomy places the organism in Eukaryota, Viridiplantae, Streptophyta, Magnoliopsida, Poales, Poaceae. Gene Ontology annotation, cellular component: membrane. Gene Ontology annotation, molecular function: transmembrane transporter activity. Gene Ontology annotation, biological process: oligopeptide transport; transmembrane transport. Bases 120 to 1907 code for a protein of 595 amino acids.
CAUCCUUGAUCACCUCCCCCUCGAGCCCGAGCUUCCUCGUCACCGCACUCCCUGUCCCCCCGGCCGCUCGCUCGAUCCUGUCAUCACGAGCACGUGAGAGGCUUGAUCUUGAGGCAGAGAUGGGCUCGGAAGCGCUGCCGGAGACCGUGGCGGAGGCCGGCAAGCAGGGCGCCGCCCUGACAGACGCCUGGGACUACAAGGGCCGCCCCGCGGCCCGCGCCACCACCGGCGGGUGGGGAUGCGCCGCCAUGAUCCUAGGCGCGGAGCUGUUCGAGCGGAUGACGACGCUGGGCAUCGCGGUGAACCUGGUGCCGUACAUGACCGGCACCAUGCACCUGGGCAGCGCCGCCUCCGCCAACACCGUCACCAACUUCAUCGGCACCUCCUUCAUGCUCUGCCUCCUCGGCGGCUUCAUCGCCGACUCCUACCUCGGCCGCUACCUCACCAUCGCCGUCUUCUCCGCCGUCCAAGCCACCGGCGUGAUGAUACUGACGAUCUCGACGGUGGCGCCGGGGCUGCGGCCGGCGGCGUGCGGGGACGCGACGGGGCAGAGCCCCGACUGCGUGCCGGCGAACGGGACGCAGCUCGGCGUGCUGUACCUGGGGCUGUACAUGACGGCGCUGGGGACAGGCGGGCUCAAGUCGAGCGUGUCCGGGUUCGGGUCGGACCAGUUCGACGAGUCCGACGACGGCGAGCGCAAGAUGAUGAUGCGCUUCUUCAACUGGUUCUACUUCUUCGUCAGCAUCGGCGCGCUGCUGGCCGUCACCGUGCUGGUGUACGUGCAGGACAACGUCGGCCGCCGGUGGGGCUACGGCGUCGUCGCCGUGGGCAUCCUCUGCGGGCUGGGCGUGUUCCUGUCCGGCACCCGGAAGUACCGGUUCAAGAAGCUCGUGGGCAGCCCGCUGACGCAGGUCGCCACCGUGACGGCCGCGGCAUGGAGGAAGCGCUCCCUGCCGCUGCCGUCCGACCCGAGCAUGCUCUACGACGUGGACGACAAGGCCGCCGCCGGCGAGGACCUCAAGGGCAAGCUGAAGCUCCCCCACAGCAAGGAGUGCCGAUUCCUCGACCACGCAGCCGUCGUCGACCGGGAGUCGCCCGCGGCGGCGAGCAGCUGGACGCUGUGCACGCGGACGGACGUGGAGGAGGUGAAGCAGGUGGUGCGCAUGCUUCCAAUCUGGGCCACCACCAUCAUGUUCUGGACCAUCCACGCGCAGAUGACCACCUUCGCCGUGGAGCAGGCGUCCGUCAUGAACCGCGCCAUCGGCGGCUCGGGGUUCCUCAUCCCGGCGGGCUCGCUCACCGUCUUCCUCAUCGGCUCCAUCCUCCUCACCGUGCCCCUCUACGACCGCCUCGUGGCCCCCGUGGCCCGCCGCGUCACCGGCAACCCGCACGGCCUCUCCCCGCUCCAGCGCGUCUUCGUCGGCCUCUUCCUGUCCAUCGCCGGGAUGGCCGCCGCCGCGCUCGUCGAGCGGUACCGCCUCACCGAGUCCGCCGACGGCGUCACGCUCACGGUGUUCCUGCUCAUGCCCCAGUUCCUGCUCGUCGGGGCCGGCGAGGCGUUCACGUACAUGGGGCAGCUCGACUUCUUCCUGCGCGAGUGCCCCAAGGGGAUGAAGACCAUGAGCACGGGGCUGUUCCUCAGCACCUGCGCGCUCGGCUUUUUCUUCAGCACGCUCAUAGUCACCAUCGUGCACAAGGUCACCGGCCACGGGAGCAACGACGGCUGGCUCGCCAACAACAUCGACCAGGGGAGGCUCGACUACUUCUACUGGUUGCUCGCCGUCAUGAGCGCGAUCAAUAUUGUCUUCUUCACGAUCGCCGCCAGGGGCUACGUGUACAAGGAGAAACGCAUGGCCGAUGCCGGCAUAGAACUCGCUGACGAGGAGGCCAUGAUCGUCGGUCACUGAGGCUGCCCGUGCUGCAUGCAUGUGUCCGUGUAUACACGUGUAGCUCUUUUUUGUUUUUGUUUUCUUUGUCACGUACGUAUGCCAACCCACCAAUUAUAAAUAUGCAAAACGAAAUUUAAUCUUGAAAAAAAGAAAAGAAAGGGCAGCGCUGUCGGCCGGGUGAUAAUCUAAAUAGAUCCACCGCCUCGGUAGCCGUCAGAUGCAUUCUCGAAUAGCCGUCUGGUCUCUCCAGCCUGAAGGCCAGCUUUUGCAACAAGGCUAGUGUUGCGCUUGAUUCUCUGAA